Onthophagus taurus is the source of this 3067-nucleotide messenger RNA. Lineage: Eukaryota; Metazoa; Arthropoda; Insecta; Coleoptera; Scarabaeidae. The record is from RefSeq and is a predicted model, not a curated record.
UUAAAAAUGAAAUAAUAUGUAGUCAUAAAUGAAAUAAAUUAUUAUAUAAGCGUAUCAAAUUGUAAGUAGGGAUUUGAGUUGGCUUCGUAAAAGUUGUAUUUUAAGCUUAAUAGAAGAUGAUUGAUUGGGAGCUUAUCUUAUCCCGUCAGCUUUAAAACUUCACUUAGGGCUGAGUAAAUCGCCGCUGCACACCAAAAAUGCCCGACGAAAUGUAAUUUAUCUUUUCCUAAAGGAACAAACGUCUAAGCGACGAGUUAAGAAAAACAACGCGAAGCGCGAAUGUUUUAUGGCUUCGAGAUAAAUUUAUGAUUCCCUUAAAAAUUCGAAAUCUAAAAAAUUUAUCUCGACCACUUUACCAAAAUUUCUAAUUAAAAUUUAGGUUGCAUUUGUAGCAAAACUCGUUAGAAACUACUUCACUUUACUCGUAGUGGUAACAUGAAGUUUAACCCUACCUAUUUACAACUACAAAACUUAAAUUAUAUUUAAAUUCAUAAAAUAAUUAUUUCAAUCUAAAAAAAAAACGAAUAAUGAUGAAAGAAUAAAAAUCUCUUUAAAAUCGUGACCUUCCACCUUUUCUCAACCGUAAAAUUAAAUUGAAGCAAUCCGGCACAAUGCAAAUCCUCAGAAAAGGUUUCAAUCCUGCAGAUUGCAUUUGGGUUAUUUAGGUCGAGCUUUAGAACGAUUGUAACAGGACAAGUGUUUUCCUCUUAGAAGUUUAAUUCGUUCGUCGAGAGUGGAUGUCAAAGGACCCGACGGCAGAAACAAACCUGAAAAUUGUUCACCCGAUUAUAGAAAUGAUCAAUAAAUACUAAAAAUAGUUUAAUUAAACACCAUUAUUGAUUCUGAUUCGGUUCCGUAAAUAAACAUGAAUAGAAACCGGAAUCGCUUUAAACGAAGAUUAAUUAUUCAUCCCUAAAAGGAACUAUCAUUUACAUACUAUGUUUUGGUGGGUGUACGUAGCUUAAUAAACAUUAAUAUUAAUAACGAAAUUGGCUUAUUACGAAAUUUUGUGGAUUUGGAAGUUAUCGUUAAUAAUUUACAUUAUGGCAGCGGGAUCGGCUGUGGCCAUGAUUGGGGCCAACUUACGAUUUGGGAGCAUGGCCGCAAACGCUACAUCCAACGCUACAAGAGUUUUUCAGUGCCAUCCUGGUGGAACCGCCGAAGCAGCAUUAAUUUUUGCAUUAGGAAGUAUGGGAAUGGCUGCAAAUAUUGGGCUCAUGGCUGUAAUUCUUGCUAAUCGACAACUUAGACGGUGGUCCCAAGGGUUACUGUUUCAUCAGGGAGUUGUGGACUGUGCGAGGGCCGCCCUAUUAUUACCCUUAGGAAUGUCUAUAUUGCACUGUCAACCAGUGCACAAGUGCUCGCUGGUUGAGACAGCAUUUCUACUGUUAGUGACCGUCGCCACAGUUAACAUGUUGACGACAGUCUUGAACGACUCCCCGAUAUUUCCAGACGACGAAAGCGACGAUUCCGAAUAUGCGGAGGCGCCUCUCUUGAUGGAUUCGCCGCAGUGUGUUCUAUUCGGCACCUUCAUGAUUUGGUUCGCCUCUAUUACCAUCAAUUUAGGUCCGACGUUCCUAUCGGGUGCUUUGGCCGCGCCGGGCGAACCGGGUCACAGAGCACCCUCUUGCCCUUUGAUUCACGGCCCUCUGCGACACUACAUCCUGAACGCGCUCUGGAUCGCCGUAAAUAUAGUGUGUGUCCUCUUGACGCUAUUCCACUUGCGAAAGCUCCACAGGGACUUGACGAAAGCGAACGUGGAGGCCGUACGGGUCGCAGGCCUGGUUACUACGCUCGUUAACGUGACGGGUGGUGGAAGAGUCCCCACUAUACCCGGGGGACCCAUCGGAAACGACACUAGUGCAUCUCACCAGACCAACGUCAACGGUGAACGGGUAUCAGGUGCUUUAGAAGAACACAGAAAAAUGCGCGAAUAUUUAGACAGAAUGGAAAGAGACGGAGUCCAACGAGUGAAAAUGUUCGUUAUUAUAACGGCUGCUUACGUAUUAUUUUGGGGACCACUGUUUUUCGUCACGUUAGUAAACCACCCGGUCCUUGGAAACCCAUUAGGACACGAGGGAGACACCGAUUUGAGUCCAUGGACAAUAGAACCGAUAAAUGGUACAUUGUUGCCAACGCCAACAGUCCAUUAUUCAAGCCCAGAUUUGGGAUCACCCAGUGAUAAUGGGUAGCCCGAUUGGGACAAGUCCACUUUAAUCUAAGAGGUGGAUCAAACCGACACGAGACAACAUGAGCCCGAAACGAGGAAGCACCAACAACACGUAGUCAUUUAAGCAUAAUAACACCUUCUCCUAGUGUCCAUUUGUCUCUAUCUUAAAAGUAGUGCAUGAAAAUCAUAUGUUAUAGUUCAAAUUCGAUCCUAAAAUGAAGUAACGAAUUGGCUUCUAUAAAUAAAUCUUUUUAAAAAAAAAGGAAGAAAUAUUUUUUAAAAAUAUCGACCAAUCAAGGGAAUUAUAAAUUAAAAGUUGAGUAGAUACAAAAAGUCACAUUUGAAUUACACGUAUUGAUAUCAUUAGCUAAUCGCACAAAUUUGUGUAUAAAUUAGCGAAAGAAAAUCUGAGGUAGGAGUAAUAGUGGGUUAAAAAGAAAUAAACGUGAAAGAUUGCUCAAAAUGAUAGUUAAAAAAACAUGUUUAAAAAGACUAAGAUAAAUUUUUUAAAUCACUGCCUAAACGAAUAAGAAGGGUAACUUAAGAAGUGUCCACUAAAACUAAUAUAGUACUUAAAAAAUCUUAAAAUCUAUGAAUCGUAAAUAAAAUUGGAACGUUCCUAAAAAUACAAGUAUUGUAACGAGACACCCAGCGAAAUGGAAAUAGGAAUUGACUAUAUGUACCUAAAUAAUAAUAAUUGUUCGUCUAAAAUAAUUUUAAUUUCUUUUCUUUUUGUGAUGCUAAAGAACUGAUCUGAUAUAAUAAAAUAUUAAGAAUGUAUUAAAUGUAUCUAAUUUUGUAUAGAUAAUUAUGAACGUGUACAAAAAAUGAAUACUUAUAUGGAAAUGUACUGAGAGAUUAUUUUGUAGAAUAAUAAAGAAUUCAGCAUAAAUCAGA